Molecule: messenger RNA, 953 nt
Organism: Panicum virgatum (switchgrass)
Lineage: Eukaryota; Viridiplantae; Streptophyta; Magnoliopsida; Poales; Poaceae
Product: copper transport protein ATX1-like
Exons: 3
Coding region: 326-682 (118 amino acids)
Molecular function (GO): metal ion binding
Source: RefSeq, a predicted model, not a curated record
AUCUUGGGCACCAGCAACAACCAACCACUGUGCCUUUUGAGCUUUCGAUCUCGCCCUCAUCAUCCCAGCUGCUUUGUUCGUCUCUGGUGCGCGUCCGUCCAACCACUGACACACCACGGGUCGCCGGCUAAUGCUUUCUUGCUACGCCCCCGCUCCCCCCGGCUAUUUAUGGAGCCCCUGAUCCAUGAAGCCAGGGCACACGCCGACGCCGAUCGAGCUACCUCCCACCGACAUCUUGCGGAGUUGCAGUCCUAUCUCUUCCGAUCCGUCCCGCCCGCCGCCGCAGCUUGGGAUUAGUUCUUCUCCGCGCGGAGAUCCGUGAGCCAUGGCUGCUGAGACUGUUGUCCUCAAGGUGGCUAUGUCAUGCCAGGGUUGCGCCGGGGCGGUCAGGAGAGUGCUCUCAAAGAUGGAAGGAGUUGAGACCUUUGACAUAGACCUCAAGGAACAGAAGGUGACAGUCAAAGGCAAUGUCAAGCCUGAGGAUGUCUUCCAGACGGUUUCCAAGUCCGGGAAGAAGACCUCCUACUGGGAGGGCGAAGCCACAGCCCAGGCUGCUCCGGCUCCAGCAGCAGAAGCAGCUCCCAGCACUGAGGCAGAAGCGCCUGCCGCGGAGGCUGCACCAGAGAGCACUCCAGCCGAAGCUGCUGCACCAGAGAUCACCCCAGUCAAAUCUGACGCUUGAUCGUCACAUGAGAUGAUGUGACCCCAAAACCUUACUCUAGAACUAGCUGGGAAACCGAGUCUUGUGUGGUUUGCAUCAUGUUGUUGCCACUCUAGCAAGUGAUUGCGAAUUAUAGAAUAAAUGAUAAAACCCAGUGUGUGCUUGCGUGUGAUUUCAAGAUGAACACAUCCCUUGCAGGAUUGUUGUUCACUACAUUUUACAUUUACCUUACCAUUGCUUACGAGAUCCCCCAAAAAGGAUCUUGGACGAGUACAACCCAUGUUAAACCUCA